AGUCCCCGCGUCAGCAGAACCCUAGAAGCAGCAGUGGGUGGAGCUAAGAACGAAACAAUGACGCGACAUUACAGUGUGAAGGGGCGGAAGCGAAAGCACGCAGAAACCAAAUACGAUCGCGAAGAUGAAGAAGAACCAAAGCAACUUGCAGUGUCUCACGAAGAACGAACACCAACACCAACACCAGCUGAAGAAGAUGAACUCAGCGGCAUUCCAAUUGCACCCAGUGAGAACAACAGUGACAAACCCAGCGUCAUUUUCAUUCUCGAAAGAGCUACUUUAGAAGUCGCCAAAGUUGGCAAGACUUAUCAGCUUUUAAAUUCCGAUGACCAUGCCAAUUUCCUCCGCAAAAAUAACAAGAAUCCCGCUGAUUACAGGCCUGACAUCACUCAUCAGAUUCUUCUGUCUAUUUUAGACAGCCCUCUGAAUAAAGCGGGGAGGUUGCGAGUAGUAUACAUAAAGACUGAAAAAGGUGUUCUUAUAGAGGUUAAGCCCUUUGUUCGUAUCCCAAGAACAUUCAAACGCUUUGCUGGUGUCAUGUUGGAAUUGCUUCAAAAAUUGAGCAUAUCUGCUGUUGGCAAGCGCGAGAAACUGCUCCGGACUAUAAAAAACCCUGUAACACAAUAUUUGCCUGUCAACUCACGAAAAAUAGGUCUAUCGUAUAGCUCAGAGAAGCUCGUAGAUAUGUGUGACUACGUAUCAACUAUUCCCAGCAAUAUGGACCUUGCCUUUGUGGUAGGAGCCAUUGCCCAUGGGAAGAUUGAGACAGAUUAUACAGAUGAUUAUAUAGCAAUAGGGCAACAUACGUAACCAAAAUGGGAUGUUUUCUUUAAAGCCAAACAAUCAACCCCCCUCAACUAUGAAUCAUUUUCAGCUCUACAAAGAAUUUGUUGCGACCAAUCACUGUGUUUCCUGAUUGCAGUUUCGGGAUAUCCUCUAAGUGCUGCUUAUUGUAUUACAAGGAUUACUGGUGCUCUCGAGAGAAAAUGGAAGAUAUUGUAAUAUAACAUCUUCAGUUCAUGCCCGAGAUAUAAUUUACUGAUUUGAGUACCACAAUCAAUUUAUGUAAUAUCAAGGAUAGUGUCUUGCCUAGCAGUCAUGUAGGAAUACAAGGUUAGUUAAUUGCUUCUGACAUUUUUUUAAGGGUUUGAUGUCUUGGACAGAGUGAUGGCUCAAUGUUAUAUUUGAAUUAAAUAUGGCCUACCAUACUUGAU
Messenger RNA from Abrus precatorius (Indian licorice), 1214 nucleotides. RefSeq names its product ribosomal RNA small subunit methyltransferase nep-1. Bases 58 to 810 code for a protein of 250 amino acids. The transcript has 7 exons. Gene Ontology annotation, cellular component: small-subunit processome; nucleolus. The record is from RefSeq and is a predicted model, not a curated record. Gene Ontology annotation, biological process: rRNA base methylation. NCBI's taxonomy places the organism in Eukaryota, Viridiplantae, Streptophyta, Magnoliopsida, Fabales, Fabaceae. Gene Ontology annotation, molecular function: rRNA (pseudouridine) methyltransferase activity; rRNA binding.